Molecule: messenger RNA, 2214 nt
Organism: Cyclopterus lumpus (lumpfish)
Lineage: Eukaryota; Metazoa; Chordata; Actinopteri; Perciformes; Cyclopteridae
Product: putative pre-mRNA-splicing factor ATP-dependent RNA helicase DHX32
Exons: 11
Coding region: 1-2214 (737 amino acids)
Cellular component (GO): spliceosomal complex; intracellular anatomical structure
Molecular function (GO): RNA binding
Source: RefSeq, a predicted model, not a curated record
AUGUCUGAUGAAAAAGAGUCUGCGGAGCCAGACGUGUGCCCCGGAGAGGAGGAAUGUCCUGCGGAAGAAGAUCCCUUUGGGUUUGGAGAUGACCUGGAGUUAAAUCAAUUCGACGGGUUGCCAUUUUCCUCCCGUUAUUACAAACUGCUGAAAGAGAGGAAGACUCUGUCCGUGUGGAAGGUCCGCGGCGAGGUGGAAGAUGCUCUGGUGAACAACCAACUGGUUAUCGUGUCCGGGACAGCGAAGACUGGGAGGAGCACACAGAUCCCUCAGUGGUGUGCAGAGUUCUGUCUCUCUGCCCAGUACCAGCACGGCAUGGUGGUGUGCACGCAGACCAACAGACAGUGCGCUGUGGAUCUGGCCUUGCGCGUGGCCGAUGAAAUGGACGUCAACAUAGGCCACGAGGUGGGCUACACCAUCCCUCUGGAGAACUGCUGCUCCUCCGACACUGUUCUGAGGUACUGCACCGACCAUAUGCUGCUGAGAGAGAUGAUGUCGGACCCUUUCCUGGAGCACUACGGGGUGAUUAUCAUCGACCAGGCCCACGAGAGGACAGUCAGCACGGACAUACUACUUGGUCUCCUCAAGGACAUCCUGCUGCAGAGGCCCAAGCUCAGAGUGGUGGUCCUCGCCGUCCCACCCGUGACCGACAAGCUGAUGAGCCACUACGACGGCGUCCCGCUCAUCAGUCUGGAGGCCUCGUCUCCCGCCGAGGUGGUCCACAGCAACGGCGGCGACAAAGACUACUUCUUCUCAGCGCUGAGGCUGGCGCUGGAGAUCCAUCGCACCAAAGAGGAUGGAGAUGUCGUUGUGUUUUUUGCCUCAUCCGAUGAGGUCCAUUGUGCCCACAGCAUCCUCCAGAGAGAAGGCACCAGGCUGGGAGCAGAGCUGGGCCAGAUGGUUCCUGUGGUGCUGUGCCCCCGUCAGGGAGGGCUACCGCCUGAGCAACCGGGCUCCAAGAGGUCCAGGAGGGUUUUCCUCUCUACCAAACAGGGGGAGGAUAUGUGCUGGGACUCAGAGUCUGUCAACUUUGUCAUCGACACCGGAGUUCAGAAGAAGAUGGUGUACAAUCCAAGAAUAAGAGCUAAUUCGGAGGUUCUUCAACCCAUCAGUCAAUAUCAGGCAGACAUACGCAGGCGGCUGUCUGGACCAACAGGUAAAUGUUUCUGCCUGUAUCAAAAAGAUGUCCAGCUCCCCGCUGAGAACUCCCCACAGAUCUUGGAGUCCAACAUCACUCCAACGGUCCUCUUCCUGAAAAGGAUGGAGAUAGCCGGCCUUGGACAGUGUGAUUUCAUGGACAGACCAGAUCCGGAGGGUCUCAUGCAGGCGUUGGAGGAGCUUGAUUACCUCGCAGCUUUAGAUGAUGAUGGCAACUUGUCUGAGAUUGGCAUCAUAAUGUCUGAGAUCCCUCUGGACCCUCAGAUGGCCAAAGCGCUGCUGGCAUCCUGCGAGUUUGACUGCGCGAGCGAGAUGCUGACGAUCGCGGCGAUGCUUUCAGCGCCAAGCUGCUUCCUGGAGCCACCUGCUGGCAUGACCCACGAGGCAGUGCAGUGUCACAGGAAGUUCCAGCACCCAGAAGGAGAUCACUUCACCCUCAUCAACAUCUACAAUGCCUUUAAACAAAGCCAGAGAGAACAAUACUUCACUGCUGAAAAGUGGUGCCAGGACUAUUUCCUUGAUCACUCCGCCCUGAAGAAAGCCGAGGCCAUCCGAUCAGAGCUGACCGACACCCUGAACCGGAUCGAGCUCCCCAUCUCCGAGCCCUUCUUUGGAACCAAGACCAACACCCACAACAUCAAAAGAGCUCUGCUGGCCGGUUUCUUCAUGCAGAUCGCUCGAGAUGUGGACGGGUCAGGAAACUACUUCAUUCUGACGCACAAGCACGUGGCCACGGUGCAUCCCCUGUCCAGCUACGGGGCUCAGUCACACAAGCUGGGGCUGCCCGAGUGGGUCGUUUUCCACGAGUACACCUUGUCGGAGAACAACUGCAUGAAAACCGUCUCGGAAAUUUCCCCUCAAGUGUACAUUCAAAUGGCGCCCCUGUACUUCUUCUACAAUCUGCCCCCGAGUGAAAGCAAAGACAUACUGCAAGACAUGCUGGACCCAGACAGCAAAUGUGAAGACGGGACACAGGAAGCCGCCACAAUCUGCGGCGAUGCCAACAGCAGCUGUGCAGUGGUGCCGCAGACUUAUGACAGAUGUGUGAUUCAAUGA